Messenger RNA from Mytilinidion resinicola, 1390 nucleotides. RefSeq lists its product as uncharacterized. The coding region runs from base 153 to 1277 and encodes 374 amino acids. The transcript is spliced from 2 exons. NCBI's taxonomy places the organism in Eukaryota, Fungi, Ascomycota, Dothideomycetes, Mytilinidiales, Mytilinidiaceae. The record is from RefSeq and is a predicted model, not a curated record.
AGCGAGGCUGAUAAACAAGCCCACUUGAGACACGGUCACUACAAACAUAAGAAGCGCCUCCAACUCCCGCGCGCCCUCUUACAUCUGCGAAUAAGCUGUAUGAGACAUAUCAAACAUACUAUUCGGUCGCAAACUCCUUGAUACCCGCUUAUAUGACAGUCGCGAAAGUAUGCACCCAGCAACACGUCCGUCAUCGUUUCCCUCUAGCUUCUAUUUCAAGUGCCAUCAUGCCGCUUUGGGAGAAAAAGACGGGAAAGAAUACUACUACUGACAAUACAAAUGAGCCUGGCAAUGUCCAACAGCCUGACCCUUCCGACACCAACACGAAUCCAGACACGAUCGCGAACUCAGACCCGAAUGCGAAUCCAGACCCGAAUGCGAAGCAACCUCUUCCUCAAGACGCCUCAAACGAGACCAGCUCGACCAAAAGCAGCGUAAUUUCAGCCAUAUCGAGAAAAGGAAAGAGGGCCGUGGGCAUAGUCAAGGAUAAUGUCAUUGGCAGUACAAAGACGGCAACAAAAGCCACAAUAGGGCUCUUUAGAAGAAAGCGAUCCAACUCCAACCCAACCUCGUCGGAUAGGUCAAAGAGGAUACGAGAGGGGGGGAAUGCUCCCGCCCCUUCUGCAAAUAGCAACAGCCUACUCAGUCCUUCGCACAACGAGAACAGCACCACGAGUGCUCCCAAGACUCCGACACCGCCCGCCACGACCGCCGAUCCAGCCGAUCCAGCUCAGCCAGCCAAAGCGUCGCCCGAUUCCACUACCCAAAAGCGACGUUCAGCUUCUCCCAUGGAAGUAGACAAAUUCCAUUCAGCCCCGAGCUCGCCUAGGUCCAACAAGCAAAGCCGAAACUCUCAAGAGCAGGACAACAUCGCGGUCGCGUCUAAAGAUGGCCGCCCUGCUUCUUCGAAGCAUGAGACAACCACGGCUGCCGAUGCGCUUGGAAUUUCGAUACCCCGUAAACCUGUUGCUGGUACUGGUACCCAAGCUCUGCCGCAGGCGCUUGAGUCUUUGCCCCCAUAUCCGGAGGGAGAUGAUCGAGAUGCGACGGCGGAGCCUUCCAUCACCCCUUCACGCGAGACAUCUCCGGCGAGGGAUACAGCUGUCAGCGUUGAAGGGAGUAACGAGCUUGGGCAGAAGGAUGAUGCGGAGGCAGAUAAGGGGAAUGAGGGUGAAGGACAGGGACACGAGAGCAAGUCCAGCUCCCCAAAGAGCACCAAGACCGCUUACAAGGACGGGGAAAGCACGGGAGAUGGUACGGAUGGCGAUAUCCUGUAACGCAAGCCACAAUGUGCCUCACGAACCCCGGAUACUCAUUCAGCAGCGUUUGUAGGAGAUAGGGAAUUGCAUUUGAUGAUUGAAUAAGAUAGACCACGUGACUUUCAUGAAAA